AUGCCAAAAGUCGCCAAGAAGGAGACAAAAGUCACCAAGAGAGGCAAGAACGAGGAGGUCAAGAAGCGCAAGAGAAAGGCCAAGAAGGACCCCAAUGCUCCCAAGAACCCCAUGUCGGCCUAUCUCCUCUUCUGCGAGGAGUGGCGCGAGAAGGUCAAGGCCCAGAACCCCGAUUCAUCCUUCGGUGAACUCGGUCGUCUCCUCGGAGAGCAGUGGAGGGCAUACACUGACGACCAGAAGGCUCCCUACAUUGCCAAGCACGAGAAGGCCAAGGCCAAGUAUGCUACCGAGAAGGCUGCUUACGACGCCAAGAAGGCUCAGGAGGAUGAAGACGAGGACGAGGAUGAGUCCGACUAA
Molecule: messenger RNA, 357 nt
Organism: Gamsiella multidivaricata
Lineage: Eukaryota; Fungi; Mortierellomycota; Mortierellomycetes; Mortierellales; Mortierellaceae
Product: high mobility group box domain-containing protein
Exons: 3
Coding region: 1-357 (118 amino acids)
Source: RefSeq, a predicted model, not a curated record